AUUUUGGACACUCCAAAUAGUACUGUUUAUUCUGUGGUAAGCUUCUGGCCCAUAGGUUAUUACAUACGUAUAGAUAAAUAACCUUUGUGCAUGUUUAUAAGAGGGAUCAACUUUCAAAGCUUAGCAGCGGAAUUCUUGCUUGAGAACCUGACGAAGUAUUGUUUGGGUGCAUCCUCUUUUUAGGUUUCAGAAAUAGGAUCAAUGAUAUUUGUAUUGGGCAAAACCUCACUUGACUUCUGAUGAAUAUAAAAACACUGAAGAAAUUGUCAGGAAAUUUCAGCUGGGCAUUGGCAGUGACCUACAUGCAAAGUUGUUGGCUCAUGCCUCAAGCAAAAAGAAUUGGCUUGAGGACUGGUGGCUCCACUAUGCCUAUUUAUUGGGCCGUGACCCCAUUCUGCCCACGAUGAAUACUACAGGACCCUUACCCCUCAAUCUAACUAUUUGGAAACCAACAGAUGAAGACACUGCUGAUAGGUGUGCUUUGUACUUGUGGAGUGCUCUGCGCAUCUAUAAGGCUAUCCGGGAACAACGACUUCAUCCUCAAGUGUCCAAAGAUGGUCAAAGGUUCUGCAUGAAUCAGUUCCGUUAUGUGUUCAACUGUACUAGGAUCCCAGGUCAAGAUGCUGACAGCCUUUAUCAUACAUGGAAAAGUGAGGAGGAGGGAGAUUGCCCAACUCAUAUCAUUGUACUGUGUCAUGGGCACAUUUGGCUGAUGAAUCCUUGGGAUGAUCAAGGUAACUCGAUGACAGCUCCAGAACUUGAAAUCCAGUUGAGACACAUUCGGGAGACAAGUGAUGAAAUGGGCAAGGGUCCUGGUGUACCUGUACUCACAUGUGAUAACAGAAACAACUGGGCACAGAAUCGAGACUGGUUGAAAUCAAUAAGUCUGAACAACAUGACAUGCUUAAACACCAUUGAAUCAGCAGCAUUUGUUUUUGUGCUGGACGACUCCAAGCCAUCUGAUUACUCUGAGCUUUGUUGGCAAGGCCUGUGUGGAGAUACAACCAACCGCUGGGCUGAUAAAAGCACUACUUGUAUCAUGACCAGAAAUGGAUUGGGGACUAUGAACAAUGACCACACUCCUUAUGAUGCCAUGGUGUCUGUUGUGCUCUGCCAUUACACUGUGAUGCUGAUGGAAGAAUGGGGAGGGAAGUGGUUGGGAAGCCCCAGUGUUCGGAACUUCCCAAUGCCAACUCUUCUUCACUUUGAUAUGGACAUGAAGAUAAUCCAGGCCAUUGAAGAAGCUAAAGCAAACAGUUUACUCUAUGGUCAGAAUGUAGCAGUUACUUAUUAUGUUUUUGAUGCAUAUGGAAAGGAUCUUAUGAAGCUUCAUAGGCUACACCCUGAUGCUUAUGUUCAAAUGGCAUUGCAGCUGAGCUACCAGCGAAUGCAUAACAAACCUGCCCCUACUUAUGAAACUGCAACUACUCGACAGUUUUAUCAUGGACGAACAGAAACCAUGCGGUCUUGCACCAUAGAAUCUACAGAAUGGACAAAUACAAUGCUGGACCCAAAUGCUACUAAUGCAGAGAAGAAGCAAAAGUUGAUCAAUGCCAUCAAAACGCACAUAUCUCUGAUGAUUGAAUGUACUAAAAACGAAGGUAUAGACAGACACAUGUUUGGACUCUACUGUAUUGCUGUAGAGCAUGGUAUUGACAUUCCAGAGAUCUUUACUGAUCCUGCAUAUGCAAAGAGUGGUGGUGCUGGUAAUUUUGUCAUAUCUUCAAGCACAGUUGGUUACACUCCAGUUGUUGGAGGUGUAGCACCCAUGGUCAAGGAUGGGUAUGGUUGUUUCUAUUCCAUGAUGCCCACCAGUCUCAACUUCUUUAUAAGUAGCUUCAAAAACUCUGAGGAGACAAAGGCAGAUGAAUUCACCAAAGCUCUUGAAAAGUCCUUGAAGGAGAUGAGAGAGGUGUUGAGUGUUCCUAAUUCAAAUCUCUAAAAGGAUUCAUCAUUCCUUUCAUAGGCUUCGAAUGGCUUCAUCUUGUAUGACACGUAAUUGGUUUAGAGCUGUCUUUUAUGUCAUGAUGUCAUUUAUUUUGUAUUAGGUAUGUUAUUUUAUUUUUAACCACCAAACCCGGAGAAAAUAAGUAAGACAAUAGUAAGAAUGUGAGAGAUGAUCACCAAGAAGCAGCGCCACUUCUUAUUAAUGGGAAUUUCUGUGAAUUGCAUAUAUUUCAUGUGAUCUAGUUUUGUAUAUGAUUUUUUGAUUGAAAUAUGAUACGAAGUGGAGGAGAGAGAACAUAUACUGUAGACUACAGUCAGUAGAUAUUCUCACAACAGUAAUUUCCCCAAAAGGUUGAUUUUGUCACAGAUAAUUGAUACCAACCAAAUGUAUAUAAAAAUCAUUUCAAAUUCUUUCUAUGUAGUGUCAAGAAGUCUACCUCCAGCAUAUCCUAUCUUCCUGUUACACUGUAUGUGUGAGACAGUGAUUGAAGAUUCAUCCUCUGGACUGGCUGACUUCUUUUUGACACCAGAAGAAUUAAUUAUUAUUCUUUUCUUUGUGGUCAUUUUAGUCCUCAUAUUUUGUUAUAUUCUCUCUUUCUCUCUCCUAACAACACAGUAUAAUAGCAGCUUUACUGUGGUGAUAAUUUCAAUGCAAUAAUUUCAUGGUUUUAUAGUGUAAGGGAGUAUUGUAAGGUUUAGAAAACUUACUGUAUUAAUGUUUAUAACUUUUGGUAAAUCAUGUAGUUCAGAAAAUAAAUAAAAUUGUUGCUAUCUUC
Molecule: messenger RNA, 2723 nt
Organism: Macrobrachium nipponense
Lineage: Eukaryota; Metazoa; Arthropoda; Malacostraca; Decapoda; Palaemonidae
Product: peroxisomal carnitine O-octanoyltransferase-like
Cellular component (GO): peroxisome
Molecular function (GO): carnitine O-octanoyltransferase activity
Source: RefSeq, a predicted model, not a curated record